Molecule: messenger RNA, 1389 nt
Organism: Sapajus apella (tufted capuchin)
Lineage: Eukaryota; Metazoa; Chordata; Mammalia; Primates; Cebidae
Gene: GFUS
Product: tissue specific transplantation antigen P35B
Exons: 11
Coding region: 128-1093 (321 amino acids)
Biological process (GO): nucleotide-sugar biosynthetic process
Molecular function (GO): GDP-L-fucose synthase activity
Source: RefSeq, a predicted model, not a curated record
GCGCUGCGCAAACUCGGAGCGCACCCGGCCGGAAGCUGCUGCUGGGAAGCCGGAGGCGGGGCGGGACGCAGGUGAGGUGGCACGGGACCUGCUGCGGUCUGGGCCGUGGGUGCUGCGUGCAGCUGACAUGGGUGAACCCCAGGGGUCCAUGCGGAUUCUAGUGACGGGGGGCUCUGGGCUGGUGGGCAAAGCCAUCCAGAAGGUGGUAGCAGAUGGAGCUGGCCUUCCUGGAGAGGACUGGGUGUUUGUCUCCUCCAAGGACGCCGAUCUCACGGAUGCAGCACAGACCCGCACCCUGUUUGAGAAGGUCCGACCCACGCACGUCAUCCAUCUUGCUGCAAUGGUGGGGGGCCUGUUCCGGAAUAUCAAAUACAAUUUGGACUUCUGGAGGAAAAAUGUGCACAUCAAUGACAACGUCCUGCACUCGGCCUUCGAGGUGGGCGCCCGCAAGGUGGUGUCCUGCCUGUCCACUUGCAUCUUCCCUGACAAGACUACCUACCCCAUAGAUGAGACCAUGAUCCACAACGGGCCGCCCCACAGCAGCAAUUUUGGGUACUCGUAUGCCAAGAGGAUGAUCGACGUGCAGAACAGGGCCUACUUCCAGCAGCACGGCUGCACGUUCACCGCUGUCAUCCCCACCAACGUCUUCGGGCCCCAUGACAACUUCAACAUCGAGGAUGGCCAUGUGCUGCCUGGCCUCAUCCACAAGGUGCACCUGGCCAAGAGCAGCGGCUCGGCCCUGACGGUGUGGGGUACAGGGAAGCCUCGGAGGCAGUUCAUAUACUCACUGGACCUGGCCCAGCUCGUUAUCUGGGUCCUGCGGGAGUACAAUGAGGUGGAGCCCAUCAUCCUCUCAGUGGGCGAGGAAGAUGAGGUCUCCAUCAAGGAGGCAGCCGAGGCGGUGGCAGAAGCUAUGGACUUCCAUGGGGAGGUCACCUUUGAUACAACCAAGUCGGAUGGGCAGUUUAAGAAGACAGCUAGUAACAGCAAGCUGAGGAACUACCUGCCCGACUUCCGGUUCACACCCUUCAAGCAGGCGGUGAAGGAGACCUGUGCAUGGUUCACUGACAACUACGAGCAGGCCCGGAAGUGAAGCUGGAAGGCAGGAGCAGGUGCCUGCAAACCGUCUGUUGGCUGAGCCCCUUGGCUACCACCUACCAACCGUGCCAGGAGCUGAGGGCAUCACCUAGCGACCUGAGCCCAUGUUCCAUCCGCUCUGCAGCUCCAGGCAUCUGUCCAGUGGGGCCUCCAUUCAUGACAGUCCUCAGGGAAACCAGGGCCCAGGCAGGCCCGGCCCUUUGCUCCCCACACAGGCCCCCAGCCCUGCGUGUGCCCGCUCUGAUCCUGCAUCCCACUCCCUGGGAGCCAAUAAAGUGCAUUUUCACAGGC